GACCCGGAAUGCCUGCUCGCAGCGGUAGGCCGAGGACAGGCGGGGCUCUGCGGGUCCCCAGCCCACGUGCUCCCGGCCUCCUCCGCAGGGCGCCGCCUUCCGGCUAGGCGCAACACGGACUACAUUUCCCAGGGUGAACAGCGGCGGGGCCUAGACUCGGCCGCGGCCUGGGGCGGCGAGCCGCUCCACCGCCUGCUCAGGGGAGCGCGGGCUGGCGCGAGGACAGGGCUAAGGACCCGGAAUGAGUUUCCGCGCAGUUCCGCUGGGCCGUGCCGGCCUGUACCGGGCCGUGCCGAGCCAGAACUGGCAGGAGUGGGGGCCUGAGUUGGCAGUGCCGAGGACAGGCGCUCGGGGCAGCCCGCGCCUUGCCGAGGUCCCUGCCCCGUCCCGGCCGGCCUGGCUUGUCUUGUCAGUCACUGGGGCGGAGGCAGCGCCUGUAGCGGGGCUGUAGCUGGGCGGUGAGCACAGCGCGGGCCAGGCCGAACGGAAGGGACCUGCCACAGCCCCUCAACUCCACGGACUCUUCGCCCCAGACUAGCGGAGCUGCAUCUCCGCGCUUCGUUGGACGCCUCCGUAACCACGAAGGGCUCUCUCUCCCGUGACCCUCCAGCCCCAUGACCUCUUCAUAGCACCCGAGAGCUCACCCAGGAGGGGGUGUUGUGGGUACAGGCCAUCGACCCUGUGACCCCUCAAGAGCCAGGGACUCGGUUUCCCCCGCAGGCCUCCCUCCCCUGUGACUCCCUCCACACAGAUUCUGGGGACAGAGCUGUUACCUACCACUAGGAUCCCCGCCUGAGAGCUCCUCGCUGACGGCUCCCUCCUCGGAGACCCCUUCAUUGGGUCUCCUAAGAGCACCGCUUUUGGUCUCUGGCAAGCCUCCCACCCCCAAACGAGGUGGGGAGGCCUCGGCAGCCAUGCCCGCCCUGGGCACCCCCUCACCCCACCACUCCCUGGGCACCCAAGCCGGGGUCUAGCAGGGGGCCAGCAGCCAAGGGGCUGGGGCAGGAGACAGAUCAGGGCCCACCUCCCUGCCAGGGAGGGAGCAAAGAUGGAACGGCGGGAGGAGCAGCCGGGGGCUGCAGGGGCUGGAGCAGCACCAGCCUUGGACUUCACUGUGGAGAACGUGGAGAAGGCGCUGCACCAGCUCUACUAUGAUCCCAACAUUGAGAACAAGAACCUGGCUCAGAAGUGGCUGAUGCAGGCCCAGGUCUCCCCACAGGCCUGGCACUUCAGCUGGCAGCUACUGCAGCCUGACAAAGUACCAGAGAUCCAGUACUUUGGGGCCAGUGCUCUUCACAUCAAGAUCUCUCGCUACUGGAGUGACAUCCCCACUGACCAGUAUGAAAGCCUAAAGGCACAGCUCUUCACCCAGAUCACCCGCUUUGCCAGUGGCUCCAAGAUUGUACUGACUCGGCUGUGCGUGGCACUGGCCUCACUGGCUCUCAGCAUGAUGCCUGACGCUUGGCCAUGUGCUGUGGCAGAUAUGGUACGACUCUUCCAGGCUGAGGACUCACCAGUGGAUGGUCAGGGCCGCUGCCUAGCCCUGCUAGAGCUGCUGACAGUGCUGCCUGAGGAGUUCCAGACCAGUCGCCUACCCCAGUACCGCAAAGGCCUGGUGCGAACCAGCCUGGCGGUGGAAUGUGGGGCUGUCUUCCCACUGCUGGAGCAGCUGCUACAGCAGCCCAGCUCACCCAGCUGUGUGCGUCAGAAGGUGCUCAAGUGUUUCUCCAGCUGGGUGCAGCUGGAGGUGCCACUGCAGGACUGUGAGGCGCUCAUUCAGGCUGCCUUCGCUGCUCUGCAGGACUCGGAGCUCUUCGACAGCAGUGUGGAGGCCAUUGUGAAUGCCAUCUCACAGCCUGAUGCCCAGAGGUACGUGAACACACUCCUGAAACUCAUCCCGCUGGUGCUGGGUCUGCAGGAACAACUGCGGCAGGCAGUGCAGAAUGGGGACAUGGAGACCUCCCAUGGCAUCUGUCGCAUCGCCGUGGCCCUGGGCGAGAACCACUCCCGGGCCUUGCUGGACCAAGUAGAGCACUGGCAGAGUUUCCUGGCACUCGUCAACAUGAUUAUGUUCUGCACAGGCAUCCCUGGCCACUAUCCUGUCAAUGAGACCACCAGCUCCCUAACCCUCACCUUCUGGUACACACUGCAGGAUGAUAUUCUAUCCUUUGAGGCAGAGAAGCAGGCUGUAUACCAGCAGGUGUACCGGCCAGUCUACUUCCAGCUGGUGGAUGUGCUUCUGCACAAGGCCCAGUUCCCUUCUGAUGAGGAAUAUGGAUUCUGGUCCUCAGACGAGAAGGAGCAGUUCCGAAUUUACAGGGUGGACAUCUCAGACACGCUCAUGUAUGUCUAUGAGAUGUUGGGGGCCGAACUGCUCAGCAACCUCUAUGACAAGCUGGGUCGUUUGCUCACCAGCUCAGAGGAGCCCUACUCCUGGCAGCACACAGAGGCCCUCCUCUACGGCUUCCAAUCCAUCGCAGAGACAAUUGACGUCAACUAUUCUGAUGUGGUGCCUGGGCUCAUUGGCCUCAUCCCACGGAUCAGCAUCAGCAACGUGCAGCUGGCAGACACUGUCAUGUUCACCAUUGGAGCUCUGUCUGAAUGGCUGGCUGACCACCCCGUCAUGAUCAACAGUGUUCUGCCCCUGGUACUGCAUGCCCUAGGCAAUCCUGAGCUCUCUGUCUCUUCUGUGUCCACCCUCAAGAAAAUCUGCCGAGAGUGCAAGUAUGACCUGCCUCCCUAUGCUGCCAACAUUGUGGCUGUGUCCCAGGAUGUGCUGAUGAAACAGAUCCACAAGACAAGCCAGUGCAUGUGGCUGAUGCAGGCGCUGGGCUUCCUGCUGUCAGCUCUUCAAGUGGAGGAGAUCCUUAAGAACCUGCACUCGCUUAUCUCACCCUAUGUCCAGCAACUGGAGAAGCUGGCAGAGGAGAUACCCAAUCCCUCCAACAAGCUGGCCAUUGUUCACAUCUUGGGGCUUCUCUCCAACCUCUUCACCACACUGGACAUCAGUCAUCAUGAGGAUGAUCAUGAAGGCCCCGAGCUUCGGAAGCUGCCAGUGCCACAGGGACCCAACCCCGUGGUGGUGGUGCUGCAGCAGGUCUUCCAGCUUAUCCAGAAGGUGCUGAGCAAAUGGUUGAAUGAUGCCCAGGUUGUGGAGGCGGUGUGCGCUAUCUUUGAGAAGUCUGUUAAGACGCUACUGGAUGACUUUGCCCCCAUGGUGCCACAGCUGUGUGAGAUGCUGGGUCGGAUGUACAGCACCAUCCCCCAGGCCUCUGCUCUUGACCUCACUCGACAGCUGGUCCACAUCUUUGCUCAUGAGCCUGCCCACUUUCCCCCAAUUGAGGCCCUCUUCCUGCUCGUCACCUCCGUCACACUCACUCUCUUCCAGCAAGGGCCCUCAGAUAAACCUCAAAAGGAGAUACCAAGGACUGACCUCCCCCAACCCCCCACCGCCAUCCCAGCUCUCCUCUUCGAUGACUGGCUGAUGGGAGGGCCCAGGGAUCAUCCUGAUAUUGUUGAUUCAUUUAUGCAACUCCUGGCACAGGCUCUGAAGCGGAAGCCAGAUUUGUUCCUGUGUGAACGAUUGGAUGUCAAAGCUGUGUUCCAGUGUGCUGUGCUGGCCCUCAAGUUCCCUGAGGCACCUACUGUCAAGGCCUCCUGUGGCUUCUUUACAGAGCUGCUGCCUCGGUGUGGGGAAGUAGAGUCUGUGGGAAAGGUGGUACAGGAAGACGGUCGUAUGCUGCUCAUAGCAGUGCUGGAGGCCAUUGGGGGCCAGGCCUCCCGCAGCCUCAUGGACUGCUUUGCCGACAUCCUGUUCGCCCUGAACAAGCACUGCUUCAGCCUCCUGAGCAUGUGGAUCAAGGAGGCUCUGCAGCCACCUGGUUUCCCCUCUGCCCGCCUCAGCCCUGAACAGAAGGAUACCUUUAGCCAGCAGAUCCUUCGUGAGCGAGUGAACAAGAGGCGGGUGAAAGAGAUGGUGAAGGAGUUCACACUGCUGUGCCGGGGUCUCCAUGGCACAGAUUACACAGCUGACUACUGAGGGGUGCCCCCAUCCCACCCACCCCUUCUCUUCAUCCUUCCCUAUUCCCAAAGAGUAAACCUGGACCCUCA
Messenger RNA from Pongo pygmaeus (Bornean orangutan), 4110 nucleotides. It is a transcript of the gene IPO13, whose product is annotated as importin 13. Lineage: Eukaryota; Metazoa; Chordata; Mammalia; Primates; Hominidae. The record is from RefSeq and is a predicted model, not a curated record. The transcript has 21 exons. Gene Ontology annotation, molecular function: small GTPase binding. Gene Ontology annotation, cellular component: cytoplasm. Gene Ontology annotation, biological process: protein import into nucleus. The coding region runs from base 1049 to 4039 and encodes 996 amino acids.